Erinaceus europaeus (western European hedgehog) is the source of this 4393-nucleotide messenger RNA. Its product is annotated as BTB/POZ domain-containing protein KCTD7. Bases 229 to 2607 code for a protein of 792 amino acids. Gene Ontology annotation, biological process: vesicle-mediated transport; protein homooligomerization. Gene Ontology annotation, cellular component: cytosol; endocytic vesicle. The transcript has 12 exons. NCBI's taxonomy places the organism in Eukaryota, Metazoa, Chordata, Mammalia, Eulipotyphla, Erinaceidae. Gene Ontology annotation, molecular function: guanyl-nucleotide exchange factor activity; small GTPase binding; zinc ion binding. The record is from RefSeq and is a predicted model, not a curated record.
AGAGGCGGCCGGGUCAGGGUGGCCUGCGGACGGCGCGGUGGUCGCGAGCCCCCCGCGCGCCCGCCCAGGAGCCACCACCGACAGGCCCCGCGCGCCGCGCCUCUGCCCCUCGCCCCGCCCCGCCCGCGCCGGCCGCGCCGCGUCAUGCCCCGCGCUCCCCGGAGCUAGAGUCCAGGCCGCGGUCCGCCCGCCCACCCACAGCCGCGCCCACUGCCCAGAGUCAGAGGGAUGGUGGUAGUCACGGGGCGGGAGCCAGACAGCCGUCGCCCGGACGGUGCCAUGUCCAGCUCCGACGCCGAAGAUGACUUCCUGGAGCCGGCCACCCCGACGGCCACGCAGGCGGGGCACGCGCUGCCCCUGCUGCCGCAGGAGUUUCCUGAGGUUGUCCCUCUCAACAUUGGAGGAGCACACUUCACUACACGCCUGUCCACCCUUCGGAGGUACGAAGACACCAUGCUGGCGGCCAUGUUCAGCGGGCGGCACUACAUCCCCACUGACGCUGAGGGCCGGUACUUUAUUGACCGUGAUGGUACACACUUUGGAGAUGUGCUGAAUUUCCUACGCUCGGGGGACCUGCCUCCCCGGGAUCGUGUGCGGGCUGUGCACAAAGAGGCCCAGUACUACGCCAUUGGGCCCCUCCUGGAGCAGCUGGAGAACAUGCAACCCCUGAAGGGGGAGAAGGUCCGCCAGGCGUUUCUGGGACUUAUGCCCUAUUACAAAGUGACAGGUGCUGUGUUCACCCCCAUAGACCAUUUGGAACGGAUCGUGGAGAUUGCCCGGCUGCGUGCAGUACAGCGGAAGGCCCGCUUCGCCAAGCUCAAGGUCUGUGUCUUCAAGGAGGAGAUGCCCAUCACCCCCUACGAGUGUCCGCUCCUCAACUCCCUGCGCUUCGAGCGGAGUGAGAGUGACGGGCAGCUCUUUGAGCACCACUGCGAAGUGGAUGUGUCCUUCGGGCCCUGGGAGGCUGUGGCCGAUGUGUAUGACCUGCUGCACUGCCUGGUCACGGACCUCUCAGCCCAAGGCCUCACUGUGGACCACCAGUGCAUUGGGGUGUGCGAUAAGCACCUCAUCAAUCACUACUACUGCAAACGCCCCAUCUAUGAGUUCAAGAUCACUUGGUGCAGGAAGAAAAUGAGUCUUAAAUCUGAACGACGAGGAAUUCAUGUGGAUCAGUCGGAACUCCUAUGCAAGAAAGGAUGUGGUUACUAUGGCAACCCUGCCUGGCAGGGUUUCUGCUCCAAGUGCUGGAGAGAGGAGUACCACAAAGCCAGGCAGAAGCAGAUUCAGGAGGAUUGGGAACUGGCAGAGCGGCUUCAACGCGAAGAAGAAGAGGCCUUUGCUAGCAGUCAGAGUAGCCAAGGUGCCCAGUCCCUCACAUUUUCUAAAUUUGAAGAAAAGAAAACCAAUGAGAAGACCCGCAAGGUCACCACAGUGAAGAAAUUCUUCAGUGCUUCUUCUAGGGUUGGAUCCAAGAAGGAAAUUCAGGAAACAAAAGCUCCUAGUCCUUCCAUACACCGGCAAGCCAGCAUUGAAACAGAUAGAGUGUCUAAAGAGUUUAUAGAAUUUCUCAAGACCUUUCAUAAGACGGGCCAAGAAAUCUAUAAGCAAACCAAGCUGUUUUUGGAAGCAAUGCAUUACAAAAGGGAGUUAAGCAUUGAGGAACAGUCGGAGUGUACUCAGGAUUUUUACCAGAAUGUGGCUGAAAGAAUGCAGACUCGUGGAAAAGUGCCUUCAGAAAGAGUUGAGAAGAUAAUGGAUCAAAUUGAAAAGUACAUUAUGACUCGGCUUUAUAAAUAUGUGUUCUGUCCAGAAACUACUGACGAUGAGAAGAAAGAUCUUGCUAUUCAAAAAAGAAUCAGAGCCCUGCACUGGGUUACACCUCAGAUGCUCUGUGUCCCUGUUAAUGAAGAAAUUUCAGAAGUGUCUGAUAUGGUGGUGAAAGCAAUUACAGAUAUCAUUGAAAUGGACUCAAAGCGUGUGCCUCGAGAUAAGCUGGCCUGCAUCACCAAGUGCAGCAAGCAUAUCUUCAACGCCAUCAAGAUCACUAAGAACGAGCCAGCCUCAGCCGACGACUUCUUACCCACCCUCAUCUAUAUUGUCUUGAAGGGCAACCCCCCACGCCUUCAGUCCAACAUCCAGUAUAUCACCCGCUUCUGCAACCCAAGUCGGUUGAUGACUGGAGAGGAUGGCUACUACUUCACCAAUCUGUGCUGUGCUGUGGCUUUCAUUGAGAAAUUAGAUGCUCAGUCUUUGAAUUUAAGUCAGGAAGAUUUUGAUCGGUAUAUGUCUGGCCAGACUUCUCCCAGGAAGCAAGAAUCAGAGAAUUGGUCUCCUGAUGCAUGUUUGGGUGUGAAGCAAAUGUAUAAGAACUUGGAUCUCCUGUCACAGCUGAAUGAACGACAGGAAAGGAUCAUGAAUGAAGCCAAAAAACUUGAAAAAGACCUAAUAGAUUGGACAGAUGGAAUUGCAAAAGAAGUCCAGGACAUUGUAGAGAAAUACCCACUUGAAAUUAAACCUCCAAACCAAUCUUUAGCAGCUAUUGACUCUGAAAAUGUUGAAAAUGAUAAACUUCCUCCACCACUGCAACCUCAAGUUUAUGCGGGAUGAUAAGAUAUACACACGCCAUAUUUACUGGGGCCUAACUUGUAGCUAGCCCUUCUGAUUGGGAUCCAGACUCUAACUUAAUUGCUUACAAAUGUCAGAGCAUCUUUAAAGGUACAGUUUAUGGGGGUUGUUCCAUUUUCCCUGGCAGGGGAAGCUUGGUAAAUAAUAAAAUACUAUUUAUUUGAGUUACUAAAACAUUGACUUAUGGCUUAAGUAAAAAUUUUUGUCAGUCUUUUUUAUUCUUAAUUUUCUGACAUGCUUCCUUGGUGGCAUUCACUAUAGUCUCAGUUUGGCUAAAUAAUUGAUAAUUGCCUCUUAAAAGAUGAGACAGAUGAAUGCUAGGAAUAUAUGUUUUAGGAAAUUAAAAGGUACUGCUUCUACAGUUUGAAGUAAUUUUAUAGUUGUAAAGAUAGAUGAUAUAUUGAUAAAUAUGUAAAAUUGUAAAUAUGUUUAAAAAAAAAAGAAUGUCUACCCUGCAUGGCAUUUCAUAUGCUGAUUUUUAGUUUAAAAUGAACGUACAUUGAAUGUUUACCUUUAACACCAUCUUUUUCUACUUGCCCCAUUAAAAUGAAUCUGGAAGUAUUUAGACAUAUUCCCCUUAAAAAUGUUGAAUUCACCUCGAACAGUAUGCUACCCCUAACUUUGAGGUCCUAUAUAGUCAGACUGUGACACUAUUAAGACUCAGAUUAAUUUUUUUUUAGGUCACAUAAAGUUACUAUUGAAUAGUCAGUUGAUGACUCUAAACUAUGGUCCUUGCACCUCUCUGCUCCACACGGCAAAUAUUUAUUGAGCUCAUUAACAGCAAGGAGCUGGCCCAGGAAGGAACAGGCCCCUGUGGAUGACAGCUGGCAGGGACUCCCAUAGCCAGAAAGCACAAGGAUACCUUUCUGCCUCCCUAGUGUAUUUUGAUUUUAUGGACCUCUUUCAGGGUUUCCUGGCCUCAGUACUGACAACAUUUGGGACCCAACAACUUUCUGUUGUGGAGGGUUGAUUCAGCUGCAGCCCUGGCCUCUACUCACUAGACACUAGUAGCGUCCUCUGCAGAUGCAAAGAAGUAUCUCCAGACAUCAAAUGCUACCCAUUAAGAACCACUGACUUACUUUGUAAGCAAGGGAAUCCCCCUGGUGGUUAAUGUGAUGCAACCACAGAGUGUUAUUCGGUGUGCAGUAUAAUGUUAACUGAUACCUCAUUCAGAUCGACUCAGCCACCGGCAGCAGGGGACCUUUUCUAGUCCUUAUGAAACUCUUCAGAAUCUACAUAUGCUACUGUGAUCUUCUCUCACUCGGCCAUUUCAACAGAGUCAGUGGAACACUAGUCCAGCCCAGAGCACCAUUCUUGAACAAGGUUACAUGACACUACUGGUUAGACUUCCUUUGCCUUUCUGGUAGCUUUCUAGUGAAACACCACCAAUUUUGUCAUGCAGUAAUUUUGGAAUAAAAAUAGGGUAAGGAAAAACCUUUUACCUCUCCCAAGUGAGCUAUAAACUCAUCAAGUUGACAUGCACAUUGUCACAAACCACCAAAGAUAUGAAGCAAUUAACUGGGACAGCUGAUCAGCAAGACCACACGUGAGUUAACUACUAGCAAAAGCCCAUGAGAAUGUACUCUUUAGCAACCUGAGCCCAGAUGAUUUGAGUGAAUAGCUUACUCCUUUUUUUUUUUUUCUUCCUUUUCUAUGUACAUUCUAGGUGCUAAUCCAGGUAUGUACACUCUUAAUUCUGGGAAUUUAUAAUUCUUUUACUCAAUGUAUAUGUUUGUUAAAUAAAAUGUGCAUAUCAGCCCCUACAAAA